GCUUUCUUCAUUUUUUCUUGUGAUUAGAGAGUUUGCGGAUUACGUUUUUUUUUUUCUCAUAUAAAUUUCAAUCUUAGAAAAUUCAAACUCGUACAGUAAUUUGUUUUGAAAUAUAAAGAAUGUAGGAUUUAGUAUAAUAGAGAAAAAUGCCAUUUAGCGAAUUUAUAAGCAGUUUGUCAGAUAACCCUUAUUUCGGGGCUGGAUUUGGUUUAUUCGGAAUUGGCGCUGGUGCAGCUAUAUUACGUAAAGGAUUGCAAGGAGGUAUUAUAUUAUUUCGACGUCAUAUGAUGAUUACCUUGGAAGUACCAUGCCGUGACAAAUCGUACCAGUGGCUUUUGCAAUGGAUUACCUUGCGAGGAGCGCGCGAAACGCAGCAUCUCAGUGUAGAAACAUCUUUCGUUCAAAAAGAAACUGGCAAAAUUGAAACAAAGUAUGAAUUUAUUCCCAGCGUUGGUAGGCAUCUUAUGCGUUAUAAAGGCGUAUGGAUUCAAGUGGAGCGUACACGUGAACAACAAACACUUGAUCUUCAUAUGGGUGUACCGUGGGAGUCAGUAACAUUGACAGCAUUUGGGCGAGAUAAACAACUGUACUUUGAUAUGCUAGAAGAGGCCCGUCAAUUGGCUUUAGAUGCUACAGACGGUAAAACAAUUGUAUAUACUUCCAUGGGACCCGAAUGGAGGCCUUUCGGACAUCCCCGUCGUCGUAGACCUAUUGGGUCAGUAGUUUUAGAUAAAGGAGUCAGUGAACGAAUAAUAACAGAUUGCAAGGAGUUUAUAAAAAAUUCGCAAUGGUAUGCGGAGAGAGGUAUUCCUUAUCGAAGGGGUUACUUGCUGUAUGGACCACCGGGCUGUGGUAAAUCUAGUUUUAUAACCUCACUCGCUGGCGAAUUGCAAUAUGGAAUUAGCUUGUUGAAUCUUUCGGAGAGAGGUUUAACUGACGAUCGUCUCAAUCAUUUGCUCAAUGUUGCACCGGAGCAGACAAUAAUUUUAUUGGAAGAUGUUGAUGCUGCAUUCAUUUCACGCGAAGAGAAUACACACAACAAAUCUGCUUAUGAAGGACUCAAUAGGGUGACUUUUAGCGGUUUGCUUAACUGCUUGGAUGGUGUAGCUUCCACAGAAGCUCGCAUUGUUUUCAUGACUACCAAUUAUCUGGAGAAACUGGAUCCCGCCCUUAUUAGGCCGGGUAGGGUAGACGUAAAAGAGUAUAUCGGAUAUUGUUCAGCUCAUCAACUAACUGAAAUGUUCAAACGAUUUUAUAAUCAACAAAACCUCCCGACGCAUGUUCUUGAACAAUUUGCAGAAAAUGUAUCAGCUCUUGGUUGCACCGUCAGUCCGGCACAAAUCCAGGGAUACUUUAUGAAGCACAAAUCCUCUUCACCAGAAAUUGUAGUUGCAAAUGUUGAUCAAAUACGUGAAGAUAGAAGAUAGGCCAAAUAUGUCUACGUCAUACACUCGAUAAUUAGAUAAAAAAAUUUCUCUAGCAAAGUUGUUCUAAUAAAAACUUCGAGCAAAAUGAAAAUAUGGCAAAAGCAACUGUAAUUGAUAGUUUUGAUCUUCGGACCAGCCCGGUUAUCCACUUUUGUCAUAAACAUUUUAAAAGAGACUUUUAAGAAAAUACAUUUCUAUAAAAUGAGAAUAGUUGCAAAUAAACGAUGUAAAAAUAUGGCGCAUUACUCUACAAAUGUCAGUGUGGACUCAAGAAUAUGACUGGUAUAUAAUUGCGCGAACUUUCCCCAUGGCUUGCUACUGAUUUUGCAUAAGAUAUUCGAAGUUCUUCGGCUUAUUUACACGUAAACUACGCACUUUCUUUUUGCAAUUAUGUCUUUGGCGUUUAAAAUUCAAUACUAUUCUCAUUGUUGGCAGUUUCAUUUGAACAUAAACACAAAAUAUGUUUUUUUAAUCUACUACUGUUUUUACGAAAGUUUACUUUGUCCUCGUUUUUUAUAAUUUUUCAUGUUGAUAAAAAUUAUUUUUACACAUACCAAACAUUUUUUAAAAAGUUAUAUCGAAAAAACGCGACCGUCCACACACCUAAGUCUUUAUAGAUUAACUUAAAUGAAGCGGACCUAUUUUUCUUCCACUUCCUACAUAAUUCCUUAUUUUGGAAAGUCAUUAUAUGACCGGCUGUAUCUUGGUGCACGUCCAUCGCAAGAUGAUUUCUUCCUUUUAAUUCCGUUGGACGGAUAUUUCCCAAAAACACUGCGAAAGUUGUAAAAGUAAAUAAAACUUUUCGAUGCUUCAUUACUAACAUAAAUUUCCUGAAAAUCAGUUAGGAAUGAACAUUAAUUUAAUGGAAUAUCUAGCAGACAAGAUAAUUAAUAAAAACAUCAGAAUGAAAUGGGAUAGGCGUGAACUGCUUCGAAAAGUUUACGGUAAAGAAUUUGCUCCAGCCGGGAGAAAAAGAGAAGUUGAACAGAAGAAAUGAGUGGUCGAGAAGAAUUGAUGUUGAAAGCGCGUGUCUACAACUCGCUCAAACGAUUUUAUUCAUAUUGUUCCAACUUUGCAAACGUCCACGGUAUUGUAAAUUAGCAAUCUAUUGGUACGAACGUAAUCUAAAGAAUGUUAGCAAAAUCAGAACGAAGAAGAUACUUCAUAUAUUACGAAAUAUAAUAGUAUGUUGAGCAAUGUCAGACUUUGCUUUAGUGGUAAUUUGUCGUUAAAAAAUAUUUGCUUUUGAUUUCACUUUAACUUUAUUAAACACUUGAGGAAAGAAAGCAUAUGCUCUCAACGAUGAUCGAGUGUAUCAAAGUUGUAUUCAUAUAUUUAUAAAAUUCAAGUUACAAACAUAAAUUUAUAAUUAAAACACUAAAAAAAGAUUUUACAUUUCAUAAAUAUAAAUAACUUUUGAAUUUUUUUCUAACGCGGAUAAUGCUCAAGGUCUUAUAUAACAGAGAGUGCACUUCACCAUUUUAUACAUUACAUCUUUUCUCCCUUUUUCGGAAUCCAAAAAAAUCUGCCUCACUGCUGGAUUUAAAUCGCAUAUAAAUACCAAUGACUGAAUGAAUGAAAAAAUUAACUAAUAAGAUAUAAAGCAACAAAAACUCAGAAUUGAUUAUAAGUAAUUUAAAGAAAGUAGAUUUAUUGGAGCAAGUUUCAUUAAUAAAGCCCGAAAAUAGUAUGUGUAACCGAAUUUUUAUUGUUAUUGGGAAAAUGUCUCAUUCAGUGCGAUUUAAAAACUUCCAUAACCGGUACGAAUCGCAAGACAGGGUAUAUCCGACGCGAAUAAAACUAGUCAGGAGACGUUCAAGGGGAUAUAAAUGCUCCUUUUUUAUACAUUUAUAUAUAUAUAAGAUUAUAUAUUAUAUAAAAGCGCUUGUACGAAUAUAUGCGACGUAUAUCCCAUUCGUGAAAGCAAUGGAAAAAUAUCGAACUAACAAUUUUUUUAUGUCUACUGGCUAGCUUUGAAACUAGAAGGGUAAAUGUCAUGAAUACUCAGAAUGUCACAUCUACUGAGAAUGAAUAAUUUGCCAGUAAGUUUUUAAUGGCUCCUGCGUGGAUUUCUUAGUUUUAUUCUUUUCCAAAGUUUAAAAUAAACUUAGGUUCACCACGUGACGGAUCUUUUAAUACCCGUUUUUUUGUUUUUUUAAACCAAUUGCAAUUUGAAAAUUAUUUGUUAAGUGAGAUUAUAAUGUAAUAAGAGCAAAAGUUACGUUAAUCGGGAUGUAGGCUCUUUCGCUUACGUUUUAGACUGCAAAUUAUUAGGUCGAUGGCUUUAAGGUCCACUUUUUCACUUAAGUAUUACUUGGUCAGCAUAAACGUAUGCACACACUUGGUAAUAUUUAUGCUGUAAUACAUGUUUUGGUUCUUUUUUAUUCACGGGGAUUACGUCCGAUUAUUUUCAUCUCUUCAACUUCCAACAACGGCCAACCGACAGAUCGACACGGACGUCCAACCAACAACAACAUUCGUACGUCGUGGAAACGGAAAACAAGCUUCACUGAUGGGCGCAUACUAAGUGCUAAGCACACAUCAUUUAAUUUUAACUACUCUUUGUGAAGAUUGCGUAAGUUUAAAUCCUGCCUUCAACAUUUAAAUUAUUCCCAGGAGUAGAGAUUGUUAACUUUCCAAA
Glossina fuscipes is the source of this 4068-nucleotide messenger RNA. RefSeq names its product mitochondrial chaperone BCS1 (gene Bcs1). Gene Ontology annotation, molecular function: ATP hydrolysis activity; ATP binding. NCBI's taxonomy places the organism in Eukaryota, Metazoa, Arthropoda, Insecta, Diptera, Glossinidae. Gene Ontology annotation, cellular component: mitochondrial inner membrane. The coding region runs from base 147 to 1427 and encodes 426 amino acids. Gene Ontology annotation, biological process: mitochondrial respiratory chain complex III assembly; protein insertion into mitochondrial inner membrane from matrix. The transcript has a single exon. The record is from RefSeq and is a predicted model, not a curated record.